GGGGUAAGUCGUCUUCGUUGCCCCUGUUCUCUUUGCCAGCAACUCAGCGAUCAUGGCGCACCGUCCUGCCUCUAGGAAUGUCAUCAACAGACUCAUCUAUGCCGCACAGCACAGCGCGUGCCCGUGCCAUGGCUGCCGCUCUGCGGGCGCGCACAGUCCGAUGCAGGCUUUGAGCCAGAUGAGAAAGUUCGCGACGCCAGUAGAUGCUCCACCAAUUGAGAAAGAGUACGCCUUCGAGGUCGCGGCAUCCAACCUGCGGUUCGGCGAGGGGGUGACGCGGGAGGUUGGAAUGGACUUGAAGAACAUGAAGGCGAGAAAGGUUGCCGUUUUUACCGACCCCAUCGUAUCGAAGCUGCCGCCCAUGAAGAUGGCACUUGCGUCACUGGAGCAGCAAGAUGACUUGCCCUUCGUCGUCUACGAUCGCGUCGUAGCAGAACCGACCGAGACUAGUUGGCGGGAUGCCAUUGCUUGGUCGCGAGAACAGGAUUGCAGUCAUUUCCUCGCAGUGGGAGGUGGAAGUGUCAUGGACACGGCGAAGGCCGCCAAUUGUACGUUCACCGUGUACAAGGACGCCGACCUAUUUGACUUCAUCAAUGCUCCUGUCGGGAAAGGAUUGCCAAUUACGCAAACGCUUCGUCCACUCAUCGCAGUGCCAACGACGGCGGGAACUGGUUCGGAGACAACAGGGACGGCCAUCCUGGAUAUCCCAUCCAUGUCAUUCAAGACUGGUAUUGCUAACCGGGCGAUGAAGCCCACGCUCGGUAUCGUCGACACUAUCAACACACGUUCGUGUUCAAGGGAGCUGCACAUCAGUUCUGGUCUGGACGUCCUCUUCCACAGUCUGGAGAGCUACACGGCAAUUCCUUACACUGAACGCAUGCCCCGGCCAAGUAACCCCAAUCUCCGCCCCGCAUACCAGGGCAGCAACCCCGUCGCGGACAUCUUCUCGAUGUGGGCGCUGCAUACAACUGUGAAGAAUCUGCCGAGGAUCUCCAAAGACCUGGGCGACUUUGAGGCCAUGCGUCAGAUGGCGCUGGCAGCUUCGUUCGCGGGCAUUGGGUUCGGUAACGCAGGUGUCCAUCUGUGUCAUGGCAUCAGCUAUCCGAUAUCCGGAUUGAACAAGGCGGGCCCGAAGUACAAGCAUGCAGGAUAUGAUGUCGACCACCCCAUCAUCCCACAUGGCGUCAGUGUCGCACUGUCCGCACCCGCCGUCUUCCAAUUUACCGCACCCUCCUCCCCGUCGCGGCACCGCGAGGUCCUCUCCGUCUUCCAAAACACCACGCCCGCGGAUCCCAGCAUCUCCGCGAUCCCCGACUCGGAGGUCGGCGCGCACCUGUACGAGGCGAUCGCACGGUUCUUGGAUGGUCUUGGCGUGCCGCGGGGCUUGAAGGCUGUGGGGUACAAGAAGGAAGACGUGCCGAGUUUGGUGGAGGGGACGAUCCCCCAGAGGAGGGUGCUGGAUCUGGCGCCGGGCAUUGGCAACGUCGCGGGUGCGGAUGGCAGAGAACACUUGACCGACAUCAUUGAGAGGUCGCUUGAGUACUGAGCGCAUGUGCUGUAUACUAGGAUUCGCGACCAUUUGACAACUGUAUAUUAGAUGUCUUGCGCACGCCUGUUAUGGAGCUCAGGAAUAUGCAAGCAAGUAAAUUGCUGGCUUAAGUAUGAACUAUGCGAAUCGUUAAUGUAACGUACUUCCUUGAGGG
Molecule: messenger RNA, 1703 nt
Organism: Fomitopsis serialis
Lineage: Eukaryota; Fungi; Basidiomycota; Agaricomycetes; Polyporales; Fomitopsidaceae
Product: alcohol dehydrogenase
Exons: 9
Coding region: 53-1546 (497 amino acids)
Cellular component (GO): mitochondrion
Molecular function (GO): metal ion binding; alcohol dehydrogenase (NAD+) activity
Source: RefSeq, a predicted model, not a curated record